Messenger RNA from Ipomoea triloba (trilobed morning glory), 1484 nucleotides. Its product is annotated as serine carboxypeptidase-like 2. The record is from RefSeq and is a predicted model, not a curated record. Gene Ontology annotation, biological process: proteolysis; secondary metabolic process. Gene Ontology annotation, molecular function: serine-type carboxypeptidase activity; acyltransferase activity, transferring groups other than amino-acyl groups. NCBI's taxonomy places the organism in Eukaryota, Viridiplantae, Streptophyta, Magnoliopsida, Solanales, Convolvulaceae. The transcript has 14 exons. Bases 16 to 1422 code for a protein of 468 amino acids.
GCUAGCAUUGUCAUCAUGGCUUCGCCAAUGAAAAUCCUUGUGUUGAUGCUACUGUUUUUGGCUCCAACAUGUUCACAUUGGGUGGUUGACACCUUACCAGGUUUCCCAGGAAAACUACCAUUCCAACUCCAAACUGGUUACAUAGGUGUGGGAGAAUUUGAACAAGUUCAACUGUUUUACUACUUCAUUGAAUCUGAGAGGAGCCCAGAAAAUGACCCACUCUUGCUUUGGCUCACUGGAGGCCCAGGUUGCUCUGCUCUCUCCGGUAUCCUCUAUGAGAUUGGCCCUUUCACCAUUAAUUCUGCAAAUUCCACUACUGGGGACAUCCCAGCUUUGGAGUUGAACCCCUAUGCAUGGACCAAGGUGGCCAACAUUAUAUUUUUGGAUCAACCUGCUGGAACUGGAUUCUCAUAUUCCAAAACAUGGGAAGCUUAUAGGUGUAGUGAUACCUUAUCUGCACAAUAUGCUUAUAGUUUCCUCAUAAAGUGGCUCCUGGACCACCCGAAAUUCCUUAGCAAUCCGUUGUACAUUACAGGAGAUUCCUAUACUGGAAUUAUUGUUCCACAGAUUGUUCAAAGAAUAUAUGAUGGUUUAAAAUCUGGAAUCGAGCCACGCUUAAAUAUUAAAGGCUAUGUGGAAGGCAAUCCAUUGACUGACAAAUAUGCAGACGACAACAAUAGAGUGGCAUAUGCUCAUCGAAUGGGGCUUUUAUCAGACAAUUUGUACAAGUCCACAAAAGUAAAUUGCAAUGGACAUUAUGUAGAUGAACAUCCGCAAAAUGCAGCAUGUCAAUAUGAUCUCGAAAGAGUAUCAAAGUGUACUGAAAAGAUUAAUAUGGCGCAAAUUUUAGAACCAAAGUGUAGCAAUGAAAAUUUACUGAUUUUAGAUGUGAGCUCUGUUGUUGAAAAUAAUGUUACCAGUCACCUUUUACUGCAACACCGGUGCAGAGAUGAUAAUUAUUUGUACUCUUCCAUUUGGGCAAAUAACAAAAUUGUCCAGAAAGCACUUCAUGUGCGUGAGGAAACAGUAACAGAGUGGGUUAGAUGCAAUGAAAGCUUGACGUAUGAUUCUAGUAUGGAGAGAACUGAAGCAUAUGCUUAUAAUGUCCAAAGCACCCUCGAGUAUCAUCGGAGUUUCACUAACAAAUCUUGUCGAGUUCUAAUCUACAGUGGGGAUCACGACAUGGUUGUUCCUCAUGUGAGCACAAAAGAAUGGAUAGAGUCCUUAAAAGUUGGGGUUGAAGAUGAGUGGAGACCUUGGUUUGUUGAAGAUCAAGUAGCAGGAUAUACCAUGAAGUAUUCACAGGAGGAAUAUGAGUUGACAUAUGCAACUAUAAAGGGAGCAGGUCAUACAGCACCAGAAUAUAAGCCACAACAAUGCCUCUCAAUGCUUCAGAGAUGGCUUAGCUAUUAUCCUCUUUGAUUAUGCAAUUGGAUGCAUAUUCCAUAAAUAAAAUUGCAUGUUUUUUGCGUUUUCUUCUUGAA